AUAAGUUCGCAGCGAUUCAACGACGAUGUUAUUGAUCCACCAAUCGCAAUGGUUUGAAAUUAAUUUACAAAUGGCAGCGUCCAUUGGUGCAUGAGUUGUGAAAGCAUUUGCUUCGAGUGGCGUAAUUGCCAGAGUACUAAUUGUUGUUGUUAAGUUUUGAAAUAUUAAUAGUUGGACAUUAUUAUUUAGAGGUAUGGGUAAUGUUAUGGCUGGAAGUCAACCACCAGGUGGUUUAUCGGUACCGGCGCCCAUGCCUCCACCUCCACCUUCUACAGUUGGUUUUCCAAGUUUCAUAAAAACUGAGGGUUCAGGGUCUAAAACAUCAACUGAUGGGACAAGUUCCGAUCAGAAACAGAGCCAGAUAAAUGGACUGGAAAAUCCUGGUUCAAUGGAAGACUUACAUAAAAAGUGUAAAGAUGUGUUCCCUGUUGUAUUUGAAGGUGCAAAGUUAAUGAUUAACAAAGGUCUGAGUAACCAUUUCCAAGUUUCACAUACAAUCAACAUGAGUUCCAUGACACCAUCUGGUUAUCGAUUUGGAGCAACGUAUGUUGGAACAAAACAGAUUUCUCCAAAUGAAGCUUUUCCAGUGUUGUUGGGAGAUAUUGAUCCUAAUGGCAAUUUGAAUGCUCACAUUAUUCACCAGUUUGGGCAACGAAUUAAAACCAAAUUUGUAACACAGAUUCAAAAUAGCAAAUUCACAGCAGCUCAGUUUACCACUGACUAUAAAGGAAAUGAUUAUACUGUGUCCUUAACUGCAGGAAAUACAGAUAUUAUCAAUGAAUCAGGUCUUCUUGUUACACAUUACCUCCAGUCUGUUACACCAAGCAUUGCUUUAGGAGCUGAGCUGGUCUAUCAGUAUGGCCCUACUGUUCCUGGUGGUGAAAUUGCUCUUCUUUCAGCUGCCGCUCGAUAUACAGGGACAGACGCUGUUGUGAGCGGGACGUUAGGAGGAUGUGGGUUGCACCUCUGCUACUAUCAACGAGCAAGUGAGCAGCUGCAGCUUGGAGUUGAGCUUGACACAAAUUUCAGGAUGCAGGAAUCAGUUGCAACUCUAGGUUAUCAAGUUGAACUACCUAAAGCUGACCUGUGCUUCCGAGGAAUGGUAGACUCAAGUUUCACAGUGGGAGCCGUCCUUGAGAAGAAACUUCAGCCAUUGCCAUUUUCCUUUGCACUGAGUGGCAGCAUGAAUCACAACAAGAGUCAGUUCAGACUUGGAUGUGGUUUCAUUAUUGGAUAAUUUUAUUAGAAAGCUGUUGAAUAUUUAGAAACAUUUAAGAAGUUUAUUAAAUGAAUAAAUUUAAAGACCUUGUCAAUAUAACUUGCUAUUUUGUCAUUACUUUCUAAAAUUCAUUGAAAGUUUCAUACACAGCUAACACGCCAUCAAAUUUCCACCAUAUCACACACUGUACUGCCUUGUACUAAUAUUAUAAACAUUAUGGACUGGCUUCUUCAUGACACCACAGCAGGACAGAACUUUGUCUUCCACAACGUCAUUCAUCUAGGAUAAUAAAGCAUAUAUAUGUAUAUGGGUUUAGUUCA
This is a messenger RNA of Cryptotermes secundus, 1539 nucleotides long. Its product is annotated as mitochondrial import receptor subunit TOM40 homolog 1. Lineage: Eukaryota; Metazoa; Arthropoda; Insecta; Blattodea; Kalotermitidae. The transcript is spliced from 5 exons. Gene Ontology annotation, cellular component: mitochondrial outer membrane translocase complex; mitochondrial outer membrane. The record is from RefSeq and is a predicted model, not a curated record. Gene Ontology annotation, biological process: protein import into mitochondrial matrix. Gene Ontology annotation, molecular function: transmembrane protein transporter activity. Bases 194 to 1237 code for a protein of 347 amino acids.